AUGGAAGAUAUGUUUGCAAAUCUACCGGAAGAGUUGGUGAGUGAUAUCCUGAGAAGACUCUCUAUUAGAAGCGUUAUGACGUGCAAGUGUGUUUGUAGAUCAUGGCGUCGUUUGAUAAAGGGGGAUGAGUUUGCGUCGCCGUACACUUCGAAACCAGGUCUGUCUUUCGUUCAUCGGGACGGGAGAGAGUACACGGUGUUCGAUGGGGCUUUCAAGCCACUUUUCCGAUUUGGUUUUCCUGAAGGUUGGAAUUUUCACGUUGUAAUUGCUUCAGUUAAUGGUUUGCUUGCGGUGUGGGAUCAUGAUAAAUACGCUAUACAAAUGUUUGUAUGCAAUCCAAUGACUCGUGAGUAUGCUAUGCUUCCUCCUCUGAUGGGGGCAGGUUUCUUUUUUGGAUUCGGAGUGAGCAAAUUAAGUGGACUGUAUAAAAUUUUAUAUGGUGAUCAAUAUAGUUCGUGUCAUGUAUACACUCUAGGAAGAGGAAGUUCAGGACGGGAGUGGAGAAGCAUCACAUCAACAGCACCGGGUGUACCUACACUAGGAGGUGAUUGUGCUAAAUUUCUGAACGGAAAUCUUCACUGGUUGGUUUCUAAUAUCGAGAAGAAUGACUUGGUUUGUAGCUUUGAUAUUGAAACUGAGCUCUUCACUAGUUUUUCGCCACCACAUGAUUAUGGUGGCAAUCCAUAUGGCAACAAUCAUCUAUACAUUUUGGAGGGUCAGCUAUGUUUAUGCGAUAUUUUAAAUAGUAAUCAUGUUGUUGUCUGGAAGAUGAACAGCUAUGGGGACGAGAAUUCGUGGAUAAAAGAAUAUAAGUUCCUCCUACACGUUUCUCUGUCCUAUUUCGAUUUUUAUCGUGGUAUUGCUUAUAAAAUUCAAAGUUUUGGCAAAUGA
Molecule: messenger RNA, 891 nt
Organism: Salvia hispanica
Lineage: Eukaryota; Viridiplantae; Streptophyta; Magnoliopsida; Lamiales; Lamiaceae
Source: RefSeq, a predicted model, not a curated record